AUGCGACCAAGCUACGCAGACCGGGGAUCGCUGACGGUUGAUUUCGACGCGAUUCGUAUCAGUCUGGCCUCGCCGGAGAAGAUUCUUUCGUGGUCCCACGGCCAGGUGACCAAACCGGAGACGAUCAACUACCGCACGUUCAAGCCGGAGCGCGACGGGCUGUUCUGCGCGAAGAUCUUCGGCCCGGUCACGGACUGGGAAUGCCUGUGCGGCAAGUACAAGCGGAUGAAGCAUCGCGGCGUCAUCUGCGACAAGUGCGGCGUCGAGGUCACGCAGGCGAAGGUGCGCCGGGAACGCCUGGGGCAUAUCCAGCUCGCCACGCCAGUCAGCCACGUCUGGUUCUUCAAGGGGCUGCCCAGCCGCAUCGGCCACCUCCUCGACAUCUCGCUCCGCGAUCUCGAGCGAAUCCUGUACUUCGAAGCGUACGUGGUGAUCUCGCCGGGAGACGGCGAAUUCAAGCCGAAUCAGCUCCUGACGGAGGAGCAGUACCGCAAGGCGCGCGAGGAGCAUGGUCCCAAGUUCAGGGCGCGCAUGGGGGCGGAGGCGAUCAAGGAGCUGCUCAAGCGCGUCGACAUCGAGCAGCUCGCGGUGGAAUUGCGCGUCCGGAUGCGCGCUGAGACAUCGGCCCAGAAGACGUUGAAGCUGGCGAAGCGGCUGAAGGUCGUCGAUUCGUUCCACCGUCGACGAACCGGCCCGAGUGGAUGA
This is a messenger RNA of Geodia barretti, 705 nucleotides long. Lineage: Eukaryota; Metazoa; Porifera; Demospongiae; Tetractinellida; Geodiidae. The record is from the annotation of a GenBank genome assembly.